Odobenus rosmarus divergens (Pacific walrus) is the source of this 3687-nucleotide messenger RNA. RefSeq names its product solute carrier family 4, sodium bicarbonate cotransporter, member 7 (gene SLC4A7). NCBI's taxonomy places the organism in Eukaryota, Metazoa, Chordata, Mammalia, Carnivora, Odobenidae. Gene Ontology annotation, biological process: transmembrane transport; auditory receptor cell development; regulation of intracellular pH. The transcript is spliced from 25 exons. Gene Ontology annotation, cellular component: apical plasma membrane; plasma membrane; basolateral plasma membrane. The record is from RefSeq and is a predicted model, not a curated record. Gene Ontology annotation, molecular function: solute:inorganic anion antiporter activity; monoatomic anion transmembrane transporter activity; sodium:bicarbonate symporter activity.
AUGAGAAUAAUUUCUUUUUAGGGUCCUGAUGAAGAAGCUGUUGUGGAUCUUGGUAAAACCAGCUCAACUUUUUUUUUUUAGUUUGAAAAAGAAGAACUAGAAAGUCAUCGAGCUGUCUAUAUUGGUGUUCAUGUCCCAUUUAGUAAAGAUUUUUUUUUUCGUCAUAGGCAUCGUGGACACAAACAUCACCACCGAAGAAGAAAAGAUAAAUUUUUUUUUUAAGAAGAUGGACGGGAGUCUCCUUCUUAUGACACACCAUCCCAAAGAGUUCAGUUUUUUUUUUUUACUGAAGAUGAUGAUGAAGAGCACAUUCCGCAUGAUCUCUUUACGGAAAUGGAUGAACUGUGUUAUAGAGAUGGAGAAGAGUAUGAGUGGAAAGAAACUGCCAGGUGGCUGAAAUUUGAAGAGGAUGUUGAAGAUGGCGGUGACCGAUGGAGUAAACUUUUUUUUUUAACUCUCUCUUUGCACAGUCUUUUUGAACUAAGAAGUUGCAUCCUAAAUGGAACAGUGAUGCUGGACAUGAGAGCAAGCACCCUAGAUGAAAUAGCAGAUAUGGUAUUGGACAACAUGAUAGCCUCUGGCCAAUUGGAUGUUUUUUUUUUAGAGAAUGUCAGAGAAGCUCUUCUGAAGAGACAUCAUCAUCAGAAUGAGAAUUUUUUUUUUAGUCGGAUUCCCCUUGUUCGAUCUUUUGCAGAUAUAGGGGAAGGCCUUUCAGCCUCCCGCCACUCUUUGCGAACAGGUCUGUCUGCCUCAAACCUUUCAUUGAGAGGAGAAUCGCCUUUAUCUCUUCUUCUCAGUCAUCUUCUUCCUUCUUCAAGAGCUGGAAGCCCUGCAGGCUCAAGGUGUACAACCCCAGUACCCACCCCUCAAAACAGCCCUCCUUCCAGCCCUAGCGUCAGUCGCCUGACCUCCAGAAGUUCCCAACAGAGUCAGCUUCAGGCCCCAGAACUACUGGUUUCACCUGCCAGUGAUGAUAUUCCCACAGUAGUAAUUCAUCCUUUUUUUUUUGACUUAGAAGCACUGAAAGGCCAGGAGCAGAAGAAUGAGGAAAAUGUUGACAUGACUCCAGGUAUUUUGGCCUCUCCACAGUCUGCACCUGGAAACCUGGACAAUAGUAUUUUUUUUUUAAUUAAAGGUAAUGGAGGUGGAGGAAGCAGAGAAAAUAGUACUGUUGACUUCAGCAAGGUUGAUAUGAAUUUCAUGAGAAAUUUUUUUUUUGGAGCCGAGGCAUCCAAUGUUUUGGUGGGAGAGGUAGACUUUUUGGAAAGAUUUUUUUUUUCAUUUGUGAGACUGGCUCCUGCAGUUCUCCUCUCAGGGCUGACUGAGGUCCCUGUUCCUACGAGGUUUCUGUUUCUGUUAUUGGGUUUUUUUUUUUAGGCACCACAGUACCAUGAAAUUGGAAGAUCAAUAGCUACUCUCAUGACACAUGAUGUAGCCUAUUUUUUUUUUUACAGAAAUGACCUCUUAUCUGGAAUUGAUGAAUUUUUAGAUCAAGUAACUGUUUUUUUUUUAGGAGAGUGGGAUCCUUCUAUACGCAUAGAGCCACCAAAAAGUGUUCCUUCUCAGGAAAAGAGAAAGAUUCCUAUAUUUCCCAAUGGAUCUGCCCCCAGCUCUAGUGUUUUUUUUUUAGAGGCCGAUCAUCAUGCCGGGCCUGAGCUACAGAGGACUGGACGGCUUUUUGGUGGUUUGAUACUUGACAUCAAAAGUUUUUUUUUUUUUUUCUUGAGUGACUUCAAGGAUGCAUUAAGUCUACAGUGCCUGGCCUCGUUUUUUUUUUUAUACUGUGCCUGUAUGUCUCCUGUAAUCACUUUUGGAGGGCUGCUUGGAGAAGCUACAGAAGGCAGAAUAAGUGCAAUAGAGUCUCUUUUUGGAGCAUCAUUAACUGGGAUUGCCUAUUCGUUGUUUGCUGGGCAACCUCUAACAAUAUUGGGGAGCACAGGUCCAGUUUUAGUGUUUGAAAAAAUUUUAUUUAAAUUCUGCAGAGAUUAUCAGCUUUCCUAUCUGUCUUUAAGAACCAGUAUUGGUCUGUGGACUUCUUUCUUGUGCAUUGUUUUGGUUGCAACAGAUGCGAGCAGCCUUGUGUGUUAUAUUACUCGAUUCACAGAGGAGGCUUUUGCGGCUCUAAUUUGCAUCAUAUUCAUCUACGAGGCUUUGGAGAAGCUCUUUCAUUUAGGAGAAAUAUAUGCAUUUAAUAUGCACAACAAUUUAGAUGAACUGACCCACUACUUAUGUGUAUGUGUUGAACCUCCUAACCCUAGCAAUGAAACUCUAAAAAUAUGGAAGGAAAAGAAUUUAACAGCAGAUGAUAUUUUCUGGGGGAAUCUCACUGUUUCUGAAUGUAAAACCUUUCAUGGUGUAUUUGUAGGAUCAGCUUGUAGUCUUCAUGGACCUUAUGUUCCAGAUGUGCUGUUUUGGUGUGUCAUCUUAUUUUUCACAACAUUUUUUCUGUCUUCAUUCCUCAAGCAAUUUAAGACCAAGCGGUAUUUUCCUACCAAGGUGCGAUCGACAAUCAGUGACUUUGCUGUAUUUCUCACAAUAGUAAUAAUGGUUGCAGUUGACUACCUUGUAGGAGUUCCAUCUCCUAAACUUCACGUUCCUGAAAAAUUUGAGCCUACUGAUCCAAGUAGGGGCUGGAUCAUAAGCCCAUUGGGAGAAAAUCCUUGGUGGACUUUAUUAAUAGCUGCUAUUCCAGCUCUGCUUUGUACCAUUCUCAUCUUUAUGGAUCAACAAAUUACAGCUGUAAUCAUAAACAGAAAGGAGCACAAAUUGAAGAAAGGAGCUGGCUAUCACCUUGAUUUGCUCAUGGUUGGUGUUAUGUUGGGAGUUUGCUCUAUCAUGGGACUUCCGUGGUUUGUGGCUGCAACAGUGUUGUCAAUAAGUCAUGUCAACAGCUUGAAAGUUGAAUCUGAAUGUUCUGCUCCAGGGGAACAACCCAAGUUUUUGGGAAUUCGUGAACAGCGAGUUACAGGGCUAAUGAUCUUUAUUCUAAUGGGCCUGUCUGUGUUCAUGACUUCAGUACUAAAGCUUAUUCCAAUGCCUGUCCUGUAUGGUGUUUUCCUUUAUAUGGGAGUUUCCUCAUUAAAAGGAAUCCAGUUUUUUGACCGUAUAAAAUUAUUUGGAAUGCCUGCUAAGCAUCAGCCCGAUCUGAUAUACCUUCGUUACGUGCCUCUCUGGAAGGUCCAUAUUUUCACAGUCAUUCAGCUCACUUGUCUGGUUCUUUUGUGGGUGAUAAAAGCUUCAGCUGCUGCGGUAGUUUUUCCCAUGAUGGUUCUUGCAUUAGUCUUUGUACGCAAACUCAUGGAUCUGUGUUUCACAAAGAGAGAACUUAGUUGGCUUGAUGAUCUCAUGCCAGAAAGUAAGAAAAAGAAAGAAGAUGACAAAAAGAAAAAAGAGAAAGAGGAAGCUGAACGAAUGCUUCAAGCUGAUGAUGACACUGUGCACCUUCCAUAUGAAGGGGGAAGUCUCUUACAGAUUCCAGUUAAGGCCCUAAAAUAUAGUGUUGAUCCCUCAGUUGUUAACAUAUCAGAUGAAAUGGCCAAAACUGCACAGUGGAAGGCACUUUCCAUGAAUACUGAGAAUGCCAAAGUAACCAGAUCUAGCACGAGCCCUGAAAAACCUGUGAGUGUGAAAAUAAAUUUUGAAGAUGAACCAACAAAGAAAUACAUGGAUGCUGAAACUUCGUUAUAG